Messenger RNA from Scomber japonicus (chub mackerel), 1973 nucleotides. It is a transcript of the gene marveld2a, whose product is annotated as MARVEL domain containing 2a. The transcript has 9 exons. Gene Ontology annotation, biological process: bicellular tight junction assembly. Gene Ontology annotation, cellular component: bicellular tight junction; apical plasma membrane; cytoplasmic vesicle. The record is from RefSeq and is a predicted model, not a curated record. The coding region runs from base 174 to 1919 and encodes 581 amino acids. NCBI's taxonomy places the organism in Eukaryota, Metazoa, Chordata, Actinopteri, Scombriformes, Scombridae.
CUGCGGUGUAACGUUACUGAAAUGGGAGAAAGGAGACGCGGGGAAGAAAAGGGAAGCAAACACGGUGAUUCCUCGGCUCUCUGUGUGUUUAAACAAGGUUUGCAUUCUGACCUGCAAGCCAAUGUAAGUCGUGUUGAGUGACUGCGUGUGAAAGAGGGACCAACACCAUCCUCAUGUCCAAUGGAGGAGGCUUUUACGGACGCACUGAGCGAGUCCGCCAGGCGCCGCCGCCGCACUACGACCAGGUUCCUCCCGGCUCCUUACGCCGAGCAGACUCCUACGACUUCCACGACUUCCAGCCGCCGCUGAGGGAGCAGACGUCGGCCGCUCGCCUCGCCCAAAGCGCCGACCCCCUCCCUCCGCCUCCUCUACCCGACCAGCCGCCCGUCGGACCCGAGUUCGACCCCAGCGGCAGCGAGGGGAACUACGACGAGGACGACCCCGCCAUCGACAUCAAACCGGUCCACCGCUUCAUCCCCGACUCCUGGAAGAACUUUUUUCGGGGGAGUAACCGUAGCAACAAGUGGUCCAUGCCUGGCUCUUCCUCUUAUAAUAACAACAACAGCACCUCCGAGGGGGUCCGCUGCUCCCCUCCUCAGUCUCCGUCCGUCCCCGGAUCCGGAUCGUACCGAGACCCCUAUGGCGGCUCAGGCGGCAGCUACAACUCCCGCAAGGAGCUUCUGGAAGUCCGUGACGCUCAUGAGUCCCUAUCGGGCCGCACCCACCACACGGGUCUGACCUACAGCGAGCGGGUGGAGGAGUACCAGCUGCGUUACGCCUACAUGAAGUCCUGGCCGGGUCUGCUGAGGAUUCUGGGAUGCGCCGAGCUCCUGCUGGGCGCGGCCGUGUUCGCCUGCGUCUGCGCCUACAUCCACAAGGACAACGAGUGGUUCAACAUGUUCGGAUACUCGUCUCCGGGCGGGGCGUACGGGGGAGGGGCGUACGGAGGAGGUUUGUACGGAGGGGGGACGGGAGGAAGCUACUACAGCGGACCCAAGACCCCGUUUGUGCUGGUGGUGGCGGGGCUGGCCUGGCUGGUGACGGUGAUCGUGUUGGUGCUGGGGAUGACGAUGUACUACCGGACCAUCCUGCUGGACUCCACCUGGUGGCCGCUGACUGAGUUUGUGUUGAACUUGUCGCUGGCGGUGCUCUACAUGGCAGCAGCCAUCGUCUACGUGCGGGACACGACUCGCGGAGGCCUCUGCUCGUAUCCCAUCUUCAACAACGGCAUCAACGGAGCGUUCUGCCGCACCGAGGCGGGUCAAACCGCCGCCAUCAUCUUCCUCUUCGUCACCAUGGUGGUCUAUCUGAUCGGAGCCAUCGUUUGCCUCAAGCUGUGGAGGCAUGAAGCCGCACGCAGAUAUCGGGAGCAGUACGGCCCGGAGAUGCAGCCGUCUGAGAUGCGAGCUCUGCACUCGUUGGCUGGCCCCAAAGCUCCAGAGCAGGUCGACGGCUCCUCGGUCGUUCCCAUCCAGUCGGCACCAAAAGCAACAAAAGCAGGACCUCCGAUGGUUUUCCAGGGAGGGAUCCCCUCCGGUCACAUCCCCAAACCCGUUAUUGUGCCUGACUACAUCGCUAAAUACCCGACGAUCCGGACGGACGAGGAGCGGGAUCAGUUCCGAGCCGUGUUCAACGAUCAGUACGCAGAGUACAAAGAGCUCCACUCCGAGGUUCAGGCUACGUCCAAGAGGUUUGACGAGAUGGACGCCAUGAUGCGCGGACUGCCGCAGCACCCGACCACUCAGAUGGAGGCUGAUCGCAUCGGUAAAAUCCUUCAGGACUACCAGAGGAAGAAGAAUGAUCCGACAUUCCUGGAGAAGAAGGAGCGCUGCGAAUACCUGAAGAGCAAACUGUCUCACAUCAAACAGAAGAUCCAAGAAUACGAUAAAGUCAUGGAGUGGAACGACGGCUACAGCUAAACCUCUGCUCUGUCCGUCAAACCCGCUGGACUUAAAAAAUACUAAAACACUAAA